Blepharisma stoltei is the source of this 418-nucleotide messenger RNA. The record is from the annotation of a GenBank genome assembly. Lineage: Eukaryota; Ciliophora; Heterotrichea; Heterotrichida; Blepharismidae.
AUGGUUAAGUUUUCAAUUUCUUGGCGCAUGUUUUCUUUCAUUUGGUCUAUUACUAAGUUCAUUAAGCCACCUUGGCCUUCGAGCUCACGAAUUUGGGUUUCGUAUUUUACUUUGACUUCAGCGAUUUUUGCAGCUUUUUCAGAAAAACUUUUUUCCAUUAAGUCUUCGAGCUGGUCUUCUAGGCCGCCUAUUAAUGAAAAGCUUAAGCCUAAUCCUCCCGAUUCAUCUGCUCCUGCUUCUGCAGCUUCUUCUGCUGCUUCUACUUCAUUUUCAAUGGGUAUGAAAAGUAUUUUUUUAUUAUAAAAUAUUUUUUUUUAUUAUUUUAUCGAUAUAUAUUUUUAAUUUUUUUUCAAUGUCCAUUGAUUUACAAAGCACAUUUUCUUCCCCCUUAUAUUCCUCCUCUUCAUCAAUAUCAUAA